AUGAGAGCGACAUAUCUCUUCCGGGACAAGGAGACAUUGCGGAUGUUCAACAUCACCACAUCCCUGCUCGUCCUUUCAGCUGCCAUGACCACACGACGCUCUCACCGCCGGUCAAGCAUUCCAGCCGAAAACGACUCUCGCACCGAGAGUUUUGCCCAGGACCUUUUGGGCCGAGGGCGCGUGACUCGUACGUACGAAGUACUCCAUGAGAACAGGGACAAGAAGGUUGCUCCAACAGACGAGCAUCGCUCGACCAUGCCUAGACCUGGAUCAUCGAAGGGAACUUUACCCGAGGCCAAAAAGGCCAGCUCACCUCUGGCUGCGGUGUGCACUCUGCAGCAUGACACUUGGCCGAAAUCCUUCCCUGUUCGGCGCGGUCAUGAAGACGAACUUGAUUCUGCACAUCUUCACAACGCACCUCCUCUGCGGAGCCUGAGCCGGUAA
Molecule: messenger RNA, 444 nt
Organism: Thyridium curvatum
Lineage: Eukaryota; Fungi; Ascomycota; Sordariomycetes; Thyridiales; Thyridiaceae
Exons: 2
Coding region: 1-444 (147 amino acids)
Source: RefSeq, a predicted model, not a curated record